AUGGCACCCAGCCAGAAAAAAAAGAGUGUCGCUAUAAUAGGCGGAGGCGCCGCUGGAAUGUCCUGCGCUGCAACUCUAGCCCAACAUCCAGACAAGUUUAGCGUGUCAUUAUUUGAAACAUCAACGCAUAUUGGUGGCCAAGCAACCUCAAUUGACAUUGACGAGUCCAGAUAUGGGGCACGCUGGCUGAACGACGGAGUACAAGGAGGCUCGGCAAUCUUCCGCCAUACCUUUGGUUUCUUCCGCAGAUAUGGAUAUGAGCCUCAAGAAGUCAAGCUGCAGGUAUCCUUUGGCAAAGGAAGGGAUAGUUUCUGGACCAAUGUGUUUCCCAGCCCUUUGGUGGAUGAGCUCUCGCAAGAAAUCAAGAAAUUGGGCCGAGUCUUGAACUGGAUCAAGUACCUUCUUCCCAUCCUUGGUCUCAUACCGGCAAAACUGUUGUUGCACAUGUUUCGGUUCAGCCGUGAUUUCAGCAACAAAAUGGUGCUGCCUCUGCUAGCCUUGUUUCUAGGCACUGGCAACCAGACUCCUAAUGUACCCAGUGCCCUCCUCGAGCGUUUAUUUGAUGAUCCAAAUAUGCGCUUGUGGGACUACGACCCUGACACGCUCCUCCCGAAUUUACCUUCAAUGUACACCUUUCCUAACCUGGGAAAUUUUUACCGUGACUGGGCAAGUGAUCUCCAGUCCAAGGGCGUCGAGUUCAGAAUUUCAUGUGAGGUAGAGGUCGUUGAGCGAGGAAGUACGGGAGUCCUCCUCCGGACAAAGAAAAAAGGCCAGCCUCCACAGAAUACAUCCAAUGUGCCUCAUUUAAUGCAUGAAAGACCAGACGAAAUAGAGCCAGAACAUUUCGAUGAGCUGGUAUUAUGUGUCCAAGCAGACGAUGCUAAGAAGCUCCUCGGAAAGCAUGCGACAUGGAAAGAGAAAUUCAUUCUUGGAGGCGUACGCUUUUACAAUGACAUCACGGUCACUCAUUCGGACUCGGAAUAUUUUCAGAGCAUAUUCGAGAAUAGAUUUCAAAAGGCCUUGUGCGCCGAUGCGACAACAACAAGCCGCAAAGACCAAAUAUCGUUUGCGACAAGCGAGCCUCAAUGCCGGAAAGAUGGCUGGGUUGGAUUCCAACCGAUGUAUUUCGUUCAUUCAUUCCCAUCGGACCCAGAAAAAAUAGAGAUGGGCUUCGAUUGCACCAAUUACCAACAUCAAUUCCGGUCAAGUGUUGGUGAAGGCAACCCGCCACCAAAGCAAGACCAGCAUGUUUUCCAGACAAUAUUCUUGAAUGAUCAGGAGAAGCAUCUCUGGACGAUUGAUCAAAUCAAAAAGGGCAAAAUCAUCGGCAAAAAAUGGUGGCAUCAAUGGGGCCAUCGUUGGUCUCAUUAUCUCCGUGUGGUACCUUUGAUGAUGUUCAUCAACGGAAAAAACCAUACUUUCUUUGGAGGAAGCUGGACGUUGGUUAACAUGCAUGAAGUUGCAUGCGUCUCUGGUAUUGCCGCUGCCUAUCGUCUAGGAGCCACUUACGACUCCAAUGGAUUCGGCGAGUUUGCGGAAGAUUUCUUCUCCAAGUAUCUUCUUCUUACCCAUGGUGUCCGAUACAAGCCCAACGAGCAGCAGCUGCGCUGA
Talaromyces rugulosus is the source of this 1611-nucleotide messenger RNA. RefSeq lists its product as uncharacterized. The coding region runs from base 1 to 1611 and encodes 536 amino acids. The record is from RefSeq and is a predicted model, not a curated record. Lineage: Eukaryota; Fungi; Ascomycota; Eurotiomycetes; Eurotiales; Trichocomaceae. The transcript is spliced from 3 exons. Gene Ontology annotation, molecular function: oxidoreductase activity.